Molecule: messenger RNA, 1770 nt
Organism: Aspergillus fijiensis CBS 313.89
Lineage: Eukaryota; Fungi; Ascomycota; Eurotiomycetes; Eurotiales; Aspergillaceae
Gene: gel1
Product: 1,3-beta-glucanosyltransferase gel1
Exons: 2
Coding region: 249-1622 (457 amino acids)
Biological process (GO): fungal-type cell wall (1->3)-beta-D-glucan biosynthetic process
Cellular component (GO): fungal-type cell wall; cytoplasm
Molecular function (GO): 1,3-beta-glucanosyltransferase activity
Source: RefSeq, a predicted model, not a curated record
CCACUAUCCCUUCAAUCGUUCGCUUUUUUUUUUUUUCCCUCUUUCUCUCCCCAUUUCAAGUCACUCGUUCAAUCUUAUUGACCUCUUCUCGCCUGCUUUCGAUAGCCGCCAAUUCUUCCAAGCUCUACCCUCCCAUCAACUAUAUCAUACUGUUUUUACACAGCAGGUCUCCAUUCGUUCCCGAGACUCACCCACCAUCCGCCUUGUUUUCUCCCAUCAAAGCACCUCAACUCACAUAAUCCAUCAACAUGAAGGGCUACGCUAUCGCGACAGCCAUCACUUUGGGCGCCUCCACCGCUUUGGCUGCUCCGAACCUCAAGGCCCGUGACGACGUGACUCCUAUCACCGUCAAGGGUAAUGCCUUCUUCAAGGGUGACGACCGUUUCUACAUCCGUGGUGUCGACUACCAACCCGGUGGCUCGUCCAAGCUGGCCGAUCCCAUUGCCGAUGCCGAAGGCUGCAAGCGCGACAUCGCCAAGUUCACCGAGCUCGGCUUGAACACUAUCCGUGUUUACUCCGUCGACAACUCCGCGGAUCACGACGAGUGCAUGAACGCUCUGGCAGAUGCUGGCAUCUACCUGGUUCUCGACGUCAACACCCCCAAGUACUCUCUCAACCGUGCCGACCCGAAGCCCUCCUACAACGAUGUCUAUCUCCAGUACAUCUUCGCCACGGUCGACAAGUUCGCCAAUUACAAGAACACCCUCGCCUUCUUCUCUGGAAACGAGGUCAUCAACGACGGUCCCUCGUCGAGUGCUGCUCCCUAUGUCAAGGCCGUCACGCGUGAUCUUCGCCAGUACAUCCGCAGCCGCAAGUACCGUGAGAUCCCUGUCGGAUACUCUGCUGCCGAUAUCGACACGAACCGUCUCCAGAUGGCCCAGUACAUGAACUGCGGUAGCGACGAUGAGCGCAGCGACUUCUUCGCCUUCAACGACUACUCUUGGUGCGACCCGUCUUCCUUCACCACCUCCGGCUGGGACCAGAAGGUCAAGAACUUCACUGGAUACGGUCUUCCUCUCUUCCUGUCCGAGUACGGCUGCAACACCAACACCCGCAAGUUCGAAGAGGUCAGCUCCCUGUACAGCACCGACAUGACCGGCGUCUACUCCGGUGGUCUCGUCUACGAGUACUCGGAGGAGCCCAGCAACUACGGUCUCGUCCAGAUCAAGGACGGCAAGGUCAGCACCUUGGAUGACUACGAUGCUCUCAAGUCUGCUCUGGCCAAGACCAAGAGCCCCACUGGCGACGGUGGCUACAACAAGACUGGAGGCGCCAACCCGUGCCCUGCGAAGGAUUCUCCCAACUGGGAUGUUGAGAACGACUCUCUUCCUGCCAUUCCCGAGCCCGCUAAGAAGUACAUGACCGAGGGUGCCGGCAAGGGUGUUGGAUUCUCGGGCUCUGGUAGCAUGAACGCUGGAACUGCUUCUACCAGCACCGCCACGCCUGGAUCUGGCUCUGCCUCCUCGAGCAGUGGCUCUAGCUCUUCCGGCAGCGGGACUUCGACCAGCUCUCCAGGUGCUGCUGCUGGCCUGCACGUGCCCCACCUGACCAUGACCCCUGUUCUUGUGGGCCUGGUCACUGUCAUGUCAACCUUGUUCGGAGCUGGCAUGGUUCUUGUUUAAAUAGUUCAUCUACCAGUGCAUGUUUGCUCAUGCUUGUCAAUUCUCACCGAAAACCCUUUUCUUCUUCCGACGGACCUUUUCCUCUUUUUUUUUUCUUCUUGUUUUUUUGUCUUCUUUAAAGUCAAUAUGCAGCCAGAUUGGUCGAAGC